AUGAGUACUCUUUUCCAUCCAAUGUCACGUACCUUGAAUCUGAGAGGAGUUUCAGGUUGUCUCACGCCUCAUCAGGCUGAGCUCAAUCAAAACUUCAACAGAAAAUCGGAAAACUUGUCUUCAUCUUCAGAUUCAAAUCUGACCACCACCACAACUAUUUUAUCGCCGCCAUUAUCACCAUACCAACGCUCCAAUGAUACCACUGAUGACCAUGACGAAUUAUUAAAUGAAGAACUGACAAAGAAGUCUUAUGUUCCAUCCACCCAACCAUUCAAGGUGGAGAACUACAAGGAAUACAAGAUGGUUGUAAAUCCAUGGUCCAACCUAGACCGCCACUACAAGAGUCGUCAUCUUGACUUUUUAGAGCAGUACUCAACGAUGUCUGCGCGCGAGGUUCUCCUGUCUUCUUCACGCCUUGUUGAAGCGAGAAGAAGAAGACGUGCACCUCUUGCGUUCGGUGGAUCUGACAGCGACUCAGAGUCCGGUUUAGAUCGGGUCAGAACUCGUAGGGUCGCAAAGGAGUCGUCUGUAAAUUCUUCGGAUAAGGAUGAUUUGGCUUCGUUCCCACCUUCUACUCCAAGGCGCAAGAAGCCAAGAAAGGAAGCCAGUUACGCUGGGUCCCCAUUGGCUUUGCAGCAAGCUGCGUUGAUCGACGAGAACAUUCCUGAUUACUCCCCCAGUAUAGAGACGUUAUCCAAGGCCAACAAUAGAAGCUUAAAAGUUGAAUGGAAGGGCCAGCCAAUGGAUUUAAGAGGAGACCCCAACGUGGACAAGUUACAUCCAGCUGAAGUGGUACUUGCGUCCACAUUGAGGUUACCUUGUAAUGUCUAUUUGGACUCCAAAAGAAGACUCUUCUACGAAAAAGUGCUGAGAAUGAGAGGAGGAAUGCAAUUUAGAAGAACCGACGCCCAAAAGGCUUGCCGCAUCGACGUCAACAAGGCCAGUAGACUAUUUGCGGCGUUCGAAAAGGUGGGUUGGUUAGACGACAGCUUGUUUGUGAAGUACCUUUAG
Meyerozyma guilliermondii ATCC 6260 is the source of this 1011-nucleotide messenger RNA. RefSeq lists its product as uncharacterized. Gene Ontology annotation, biological process: regulation of transcription by RNA polymerase II; chromatin remodeling. NCBI's taxonomy places the organism in Eukaryota, Fungi, Ascomycota, Pichiomycetes, Serinales, Debaryomycetaceae. The record is from RefSeq and is a predicted model, not a curated record. Gene Ontology annotation, cellular component: SAGA-type complex; nucleus. The coding region runs from base 1 to 1011 and encodes 336 amino acids. The transcript has a single exon. Gene Ontology annotation, molecular function: transcription coactivator activity; chromatin binding; protein binding.